Molecule: messenger RNA, 774 nt
Organism: Solanum tuberosum (potato)
Lineage: Eukaryota; Viridiplantae; Streptophyta; Magnoliopsida; Solanales; Solanaceae
Product: 60S ribosome subunit biogenesis protein NIP7 homolog
Exons: 1
Coding region: 48-611 (187 amino acids)
Biological process (GO): ribosome assembly
Cellular component (GO): nucleus
Molecular function (GO): RNA binding
Source: RefSeq, a predicted model, not a curated record
ACCAAGAAAAGCUGCAGGGUUUUAGGGUUUAUCAAACUGAAGCAAAAAUGCGCCCGCUAGAUGAGCAAGAAACCACACAGGUGUUCGAAAAGCUACACAAAUUCGUCGGAAACAAUCUGAAGAACAUAGUGGAAAACCCAUCUCACGAAGGCACCGACAACACUCCAGGCCGUUACUGCUUUCGUCUCCAGAGAAACAGAGUUUACUACGUAUCAGAAUCUUUGGUCAAGCGAGCAACAAACGUAAAGCGAGAUAACUUAGUUUCGCUGGGAACCCAGUUAGGGAAAUUCACCAAAGGAGGUAAGUUUCACCUCACAGUUCAAUGCUUGGGUAUCUUAGCAGCACACGCGAAACACAAAGUGUGGCUGAAACCCACAUCUGAGAUGAGUUUUCUGUAUGGAAAUAAUGUAUUGAAAGGUGGAGUUGGAAGGAUUACUGAGAGCAUUAGUGAGCAUGAUGGGGUGGUUGUGUUUUCGAUGUCGGAUGUGCCGUUGGGAUUUGGAGUUGCAGCGAAGAGUACUCAGGAUUGCCGGAAAAUGGAUCCGAAUGGAAUUGUAGUGCUUCAUCAAGCUGAUAUUGGAGAGUAUUUGAGGAUGGAAGAUGAUCUCUAAGUUCAAUUUAAUUUUUGGGAGAAAAGGUAAUUGAAAUUUUGAGUGAUUGCUUUUGUGUUUUGGGAAUUUAGGAUUUUCUUGGGAUUUUUAAUUUGUGUAAUGUAAUUGUGGUUAACUCUACAUUCUACAUACUGUUAUACAAUUACAAUUAGUGCUAUCGUAA